This is a messenger RNA of Cydia fagiglandana, 4279 nucleotides long. RefSeq lists its product as uncharacterized. The transcript is spliced from 4 exons. Lineage: Eukaryota; Metazoa; Arthropoda; Insecta; Lepidoptera; Tortricidae. The coding region runs from base 523 to 1668 and encodes 381 amino acids. The record is from RefSeq and is a predicted model, not a curated record.
UGCAGUCUAAAAUCCGUUUAAACUGUCUGUGUCAGCAUUAUUCUAUGCCCGCACGGCGCCGUGCGCUCCGAUAGCGGACCAACCACGACCGCUCGCUCGGUUCGCCAUUUUUCUCCAGCCAGUCCUGUUAUAACCGUCGCACGGGUUGCCCGUACUCGCUAUGGCAGCACACGACAAAGCGAUCGUGCUCAUUUUCAAUCCAUCCGAACCCGUUUAAAACAAAAAAACACCCCAACUAACCCGCCAACAGUGAUCAGUGACUUUAAUACAGAUUUCAGUGAGGUUUAAAAGUGUUGGAGCAGUUUAAAAGUUGUGUUGCAAUUUUAGUCCGCCUAAAACUUGGGUCGUGAUACAAAAGAGCUCUUGGUUUUCGAUUGUAAAUGUUGAACGGAGGUUUGUUUUGAAUUAUAAGUGGCACUUUCGAUUUGGACUGGACAUUUGAGUGGCGCAAAGCUGGCGGUAGUCCGUGGAAACUUGGCAGAAGAUCAAGCUCAGAAGCCCUGGAUUCCCUUUAAGAUCAACAUGGAUUCAGAGAGCCGAAGCGAGUCCGCCCUGAACAGCCCGACGGAGCCCGACGUGUCUCUAGCGGCCUCCCUUACGGACCCUAUAGAGGCUACAACGCUGGAGGAGGCCCGGAGGACCAUUAGAGACCUAAGAAUGAAGUAUCGCGCCCAAGCUCAUCAGCUCCUAACCUGGCGGCGCGCGCACCGCAUCCAAGAAGACCUCGUCUCCCGUCUCCAAAUAGAGAAGGCCAACCAGCUCAAAUCCCUCUCCAGCCAGCUCCUCCUCUUCGAAUCACGCCUGGUCCGAAAACAGAAGGAAAUCUGCAACAUCAUCGCCGUCAGAGAGUCCAUCAUUGCCAAACAACAGAAAGCCAUAGAAGCCUUGCAAGCGAAACUACUAGAAAACGGAAUAGAACCAACACAAGCCAUCCCGGACUUCAGAGAAAUGCUCCAAGACACACAAAUCGCCGAUUUCGAUAGUCUCAACGAUUCCGAUUCAGCCGUCAUUAUGGAAGACGUCGAUUCAGACUGUAGUAAUCUCCCGCACGUACCACGCUUUAGAAACGCCGACUCGGUCACCAUAGUACGAUCCAUCUCAGACGCUAUCGAUCCUAAUUUAAAGUACAGCAUUAUCCGCCGUUCUAACGGCUUCCUCCGGCGUCCUGAGAUUUUAGAAACUGUGUACAGCGUGGAAGAAGAAGCCGAUGCGGACUCCAUGAAAGGUCUAAGCGCUCAGAACUCGACAGAAAAAGAGAUGAAAGACAAUAAGACGGACGAAGAAAAACAGAACGAAUCCACCAGCCUUCUCACACAAAGACGUGACAACUUCCGCAUGAGAAGCGUAGUGUUAACCGAAGCGCUCAAAAGCAUAGAUGAUGAUAAGAAGAAUGAGACCUGGGCGUACAGCUAUGUUCCAAAGAAGACCGCAUCAGACGACGAAGCUACAGAAAGCGACGAGGAAACGGAACGCAAUCCGGUAGUAACCUACAACCGUGUUAUGUCGAAUCAUCGGAACGUGACGAAACCAAAAGACGUGAAAUACAAGAGGAUAAACAAAGCCAAGUCGAAAAGCUUAGAGGAGUUGCGAGGUCGGCUCAAGAACUGGGUCGACAAAGGGAAUAAGUUCGCAAACUUGACCUUGGAGCAUGCGCAGAGCUACGCUUAAAGUUCCUUUGCGACUAGUCGCAGGUUUAAGAGGAAAGUGGACGACUGCGUCCAUACAUACGUACUUCCCAUUAUCCUCUCUAGAUAUUAGACUCGGAUUUUUAAGUUAUUUUACGAGUUAGGACAUUUCAAUUUUUGCCGCUCCUAUAUCUCUAAUAAUAAUUUUAAAUCUAAAAAAGCCAAACGAAGAACUGGUUAAUAUUCAGAGAGGAAAUGGUGCCAACGUUUUUCUCUUAAACUAGUAGCAAUUAUUUCUAAAUCUCUAUACCUCUUUGAAACCUGGAGCUUACCUUUCUCGAUGUUUCUACUUAAAUAUUUAGAUUGUAUGCCAUAAAUAAAUUUUACUGUCAUAAAACUCGAACGUUUAUAGUUAGGGAAGUGAGGUUUUGCGAAGUAUUUAAAUUAGUUGAAGAGCCAUUUCGAAAUGGCCAAUAACGUAACUCAUAAUUCCCUGUCAAAAUAACUUAUGACUGCCCGUGGUGAAAUGGUCUAACUUCCUUUGAUGUUAGAAUUAGACCAAGAUAAGUCUGCAACGAUUUUAAUAGCACAGGCAGUGCAAGUGUUAUUUUAAACGUCAAACGUCCUAUGAAAAUAUGUCUGAUUGCGACUGUACAUGAACAUGAUUAAUUCCUCUUUACCUACGUUAACUUUGGCGUGUGUAUAUUUUGACAAAUGGUAAUAUAUUUUUGUGAAUGUCUGUUACAACCAUUAAAUAAAUUACUCAGUAGCGACAUUAUUAAUGUGUAAGGAUGUUUUGUUGUCUGACCGUAUGCCUGGCAUAUUUGAACUAAUUAAUAUUUAGGAUAAAAGUACUAAACAACUGUUGCAAUUAAAUAAAGUCUUAUAAUGUUUAGAUAUUUGUGGUAUUCUCAACCAAAAGGGUGCUUAUUGUCGGUUGUCAAAAAGGCGUUAUUUAUAUAGCUUCAAUUUGAAAUCAUCCUACCGACAACCGAUAAUAAAGUACCUUUUGUUUGUAAACGUCAAAUUUGUAUUAUACACACAUCACAAGAAAAUAUACCUACAUCACUUGUAUUUAUAUCUUAAGUGGUUCAAAGACGUACCAGAAAUUUUAAUCCAUUUACUUGUAACAAAUCAAUUUGCUACAAUACUCGUAUACAUUGAAUAAUCUCGGCCCUUCUAAAAAUAUUUUCGGAAAUUGCUAUUGCGAUCUAGAUACAUAAUUAAAAAUGUGGCGUUCCACGGAAAAGGGUACCUUAUGGCACCUGGCCCUUUACGUCGCAUAGCACCGCAAUAGUAUUGGAGCAGUGUUAAUAAUAGCGUAAGCGUCAACCGCCAUGGGUGCCUUUACUCGUGGGACGUCACAAAUAUAGUUUCAUCUUUGACUAUUGUAAAUAACGUUACUGUUUUACUGGAAUAUUUAACUACGACAUAAAUAAAAAAGUGUUAAAAAGGUAUGUGGACAAAUAUUUUAGGCCUAAGUUGUUAAAAGCGUCUGAUGAGUCUGUUAGCCAAGUAAUUCAAAGUUUAUCUCUAUUUCAACAAACACAGUGUGAACAUCAUACAUGCCUCGCGAGUACAUGGCGAUAAAAUUUAAUGCCUCGCGAGUGAAAUGCCUCGCUCGAGCCCCCGACAUUUGUGCAAUAGUCAAAUCUAUGUAUACAUUUUUGACUUUAUUUGGGAUAAAGGUAAAGAAAUGCGUAAAUAUUUAUGAUAUAGACUGCACAGAUAUCAAACAGUGACAUCCGAAGUGGCUAAAUAUAUCUGACCACAUCCUUCAUUCUAUGGUAACAAAUGUGUGUUACGAUUUAUUUCGCCGUCAUCUCUUUGGUGCUGAUCGUUCCUACCUAUCAGUUUAAGCCCAUAAACCGUGCAUUGAUACAGGGAAAAAAGAGAUGAAAUUAUCCUCAAUAAAUAUCAGUAGGAAUAAGAUGCCUGUCACUUUCUAACAAAUAUGAAAAUGCGAAAGUGACGCAUGACAUGACAGGUGAUAAAAUGCGAUGAUAUCCAUGCAUGAUCACUAUCAUAAUUAGACAAGGUGCGAGUGGAAGUGGGACAGAAAUAAACAGUCGAUCAGUCCGAGCAGUUAAUACUUCGCUUUACAGUGUAGCUAAUUUGUUGUACAGUAACAUUCCUCGCGAGGCAUAUUGGAUUUAAUUCUUGCUUUCUUCAUUAAAUUACAAUGUUAAAUAGUUCUAGACAAGCAUGAUGAUUUGAUGAUACAUGCGUCUCACUCUAAUAUAUAGAAUAGUGAAUACGAAAGCUCCCUACGAAAAGUGAAUAUAAUUGUUUUUUAUUUUAAUAAUAACGUAAAUUAAUAGCGUAUUCGUCCACGUUUGCAGGCAAUUAAAUAUUAUAUUCAAUUGUUACUCUGGGAUAAAUAUUAAUUAAUUAAAAGCAGCUGAUACACAGUUGAAAUUAUAUCAUAUAUAAUUUAUAUAUAAGAUAUGUACAUUUUAAUCAGUCGAUGAAAAGGUGGACUAAUGCACAUGCCUCGAUAUUUUGCGAGUCAACGAAUCUCGAGGCAGAAAUCUCUGGAAAAUAUGUGAUAUUUCUAACAAAUAGAUGUCACUGUAAAAUCCAUGGCAAUACUCUCAUAAUUUUAAUUUUACUAUUUUGCACCUUAUGUUAUAGUCAUAAGGUUUGGGUAAAUC